Molecule: messenger RNA, 4329 nt
Organism: Euleptes europaea (tarantolino)
Lineage: Eukaryota; Metazoa; Chordata; Lepidosauria; Squamata; Sphaerodactylidae
Gene: CNTNAP5
Product: contactin associated protein family member 5
Exons: 24
Coding region: 27-3950 (1307 amino acids)
Source: RefSeq, a predicted model, not a curated record
UAAGAAGAAAGGGAGAGCAAAAGAAAAUGGAUCCUAUUGCACAACUCAUUUCGACUUUGCUGUUGUUCAGCUUGUGGAAUCUUGGAUUAUCAGCUAGCAACCAUAAUUGUGAGGAGCCAUUGGUAUUCUCGUUACCCAUGGCAGCCUUUGACAGCUCCUCCGAGCUCUCCAGCAAUCAUAGACCCAGCUUUGCAAAUCUCAACAGACGGGACGGAGCUGGUGGAUGGUCCCCAAUGGAUUCUAGCACAGAGCAAUGGCUUCAGAUUGAUUUGGGAGACAGAGUGGAGAUUACAGGUGUUGCUACUCAAGGAAGAUAUGGAAGCUCAGACUGGACAACAACCUACAUUCUAAUGUUCAGUGAUACAGGCCGCAACUGGAAGCAGUAUAGAGAGGAAGACAUCAUCUGGGUCUUUCCAGGAAACUCCAAUGCAGACGGUGUAAUACAGCACAAAUUGCUGCACUCGGUGAAGGCUCGCUUUGUGCGCUUUGUUCCUCUCAAGUGGAAUGUUGGUGGGAAAAUAGGCCUACGGGUUGAGGUUUUUGGAUGCUCAUACAAAUCAGAUAUUGCUGACUUCGAUGGGAGAAGCUCCCUCCUCUACAGAUUUAACCAAAAACAGAUGAGCACCUUUAAAGAUGUUAUUUCCCUGAAGUUCAAGAGUAUGCAAGGAGAUGGGGUCUUGUUCCAUGGAGAAGGUCAGCGUGGAGAUUAUAUAACACUGGAACUUCAGAAAGGGAAGCUGGCAUUACACCUCAACUUGGGAGAUGCUAAGCUGCGUUUCAGUAACAGCCACACUUCAGUCACCUUGGGCAGCCUCCUUGAUGACCAGCACUGGCAUUCGGUUCUCAUUGAGCGAUUCAAUAAACAAGUGAACUUUACAGUGGACAAGCAUACACAGCAUUUCCGGACUAAGGGAGACUCAGAUGACUUGGACAUUGAUUAUGAGCUCAGUUUUGGAGGAAUUCCAGUCCCAGGAAAACCAGGAACUUUUCUGAAGAAGAAUUUCCACGGCUGCAUUGAGAACCUUUAUUACAAUGGGGUCAACAUCGUUGACCUAGCCAAAAGACGGAAGCCCCAGAUCUAUGUAGUGGGCAAUGUGACUUUUGCCUGCUCAGAGCCACAAAUCACUCCCAUCACCUUUGACAAUUCCAACAGCAGUUACCUGCUCUUACCAGGCACCCCACAACUUGAUGGAUUGUCAGUAAGUUUCCAGUUUCGAACAUGGAACAAGGAUGGCUUGCUCCUGUCCACAGAGCUGUCACGAGAUUCAGGUUCUCUCCUCGUAUACCUCCAUCAUGGUCGGCUGUCACUUAUCAUCCAGAAAGGGGCAGAGAAAUAUGUGGCAAUCAAUGCAGGCAGCAAUCUAGAUGAUGGCCUAUGGCAUUCAGUUACCAUCAAUGCUAGAAGAUACCACAUCACCCUAACUCUAGAUAAUGAUGUAGCAUCGGCUAUUCAUGCAACCACUGUCUCACAGAUUAAUUCUGGGAACAGCUACUAUUUUGGAGGGUGCCCUGACAAUUUCACCAAUUUGAAAUGUUUAAAUCCCGUUACGGCUUUUCGAGGCUGCAUGAGGCUCAUCUUUAUUGAUAACCAGCCCAAGGACCUCAUUUUAGUUCAGCAAGGCUCCCUGGGGAAUUUUAGUGAUUUGCGAAUUGAUCUCUGUAGCAUCAAAGACAGGUGUUUGCCAAACUACUGUGAACAUGGAGGAAAAUGUUCCCAGUCCUGGACGACAUUCUAUUGUGAUUGUAGUGAAACUGAUUACACGGGAACAACCUGUCAUAACUCUAUUUAUGAGAGAUCAUGUGAAGCUUACAGGCAACAAGGAAAGAUUUCUGGUUUCUUCCACAUUGAUUCUGAUGCAAGUGGUUCGCUUGCACCACUUCUGGUCUACUGCAAUAUAACAGAAGACAAGAUCUGGACUGUGAUCCAACACAACAACACUGGACUGACUCAAGUCCAUGGGGCUGAUGCAGGGAAGCCAUACACCCUGAACUUCAACUACAACAGCAGCAUGGAGCAGCUGGAGGCAAUGAUAAAUAGUGCUGAAUACUGUGAACAAGAGGCAGCUUACCACUGCAAAAAGUCACGUCUGCUCAACACACCGAGUGGAAUGCCAUUUGUUUGGUGGGUUGGUCGUGCCAACAAAAAACAUCCUUACUGGGGAGGAUCCCCUCCAGGAGUCCAGCAAUGUGCCUGUGGAUUGGAAGAAAGCUGUCUGGAUCUGAGAUAUUUUUGUAACUGUGAUGCAGAUAAAGAAGAAUGGGCCAAUGAUACCGGCUUCCUUUCCUUCAAAGACCACUUACCUGUGAACCAGAUAGUUGUCACCGACACAAACAGACCUAAUUCUGAAGCUGCACUGAAAAUUGGUCCUUUGCGUUGCUAUGGAGAUAGACAGUUCUGGAAUGCAGCUUCUUUCAACACCGAGGCUUCCUAUCUUCACUUCCCUACUUUCCAUAUGGAGUUCAGUGCAGACAUUUCCCUUUUCUUCAAAACCAAUGUUACAUCUGGGGUCAUCUUAGAGAAUCUUGGGAUGAAAGACGUCAUCAGAAUUGAAAUAAGCUCUCCUAAAGAGAUCACCUUCACCGUAGAUGUUGGAAAUGGCCCAGUAGAAGUCACGAUCCAGUCCCCAGUGCCCCUGAAUGACAACCGGUGGCAUUAUUUACAUGCUGAGAGGAAUCUCAAGGAAACAUCUCUACUAGUGGACAACUUUCCAAAGAAGAUCCUGGAGGCAUCAUCUGAAGGACAUUUCCGAUUACAGCUCAACAAUCAAUUAUUUGUAGGGGGAACAGCUUCAAGACAGAAAGGGUUUGUGGGAUGUAUCCGUGCUCUCCAUCUAAACGGGCAGAAACUUGAUUUGGAAGAGAGGGCUAAAGUGACCCCUGGUGUGAAACCUGGAUGCCCUGGACACUGCAGCAGUUACAGCAGCCUCUGCCACAAUGGAGGCAAAUGCAUGGAGAAAAAUAAUGGCAUCUUAUGUGACUGCACCAGUUCUCCAUAUGAAGGACCAUUCUGCAGAAAAGAAGUCUCUGCAGUUUUUGAAGCUGGCACCUCCAUUACCUAUAAUUUUCAGGACCCUUAUCCUGUGAGCAAAAAUGCAAGCUCUUCAUCCUCUGCCAUUUAUGCAGACACCUCUAUGGCCAAGGAAAACAUCGCUUUUACAUUCCUGACAGCACAUGCUCCCAGUCUGCUUUUUUAUGUCAACUCUUCCACUCAUGACUAUUUGGCUGUGAUUCUCUCCAAGAAUGGAAGCCUACAAGUCCGUUACAGGGUGAUUAAGGACAGAUCUCUUAUUUUCACCAUUGAUUCUGGAAACUUUGCUAACCAAGAGCUUCACCAUGUGAAGAUCAAUAGAAACGGAAGAGAGCUAACCAUUCAGAUUGACCAGGUUCUCAAAGUCAAACACAACUUCUCUUUAGAGACUGACUUCAGAGCCAUCAAAUCUUUGACCUUGGGAAAAGUCACAGAGAGUCAGGGACUAGAUCCAGAAGUUUCAAAGGCAAACUUGUUUGGAUUUGUCGGAUGCAUUUCUUCUGUCCAGUACAACCACGUAGCUCCUCUGAAAGCUGCCUUGCGACAUCCCAAUAUAGCCCCAGUGACAGUCCUGGGUUCCUUGAUAGAAUCAAACUGCAUGUCUUCAGUUGAAGCUGAUGUGAAUACAGCAACUACAAUAUACUCUUCAUCAGAUCCAUUUGGGAAGGCAGAUGAGAAAGAGCCACUUACGAAUGCUGUCAGGAGUGAUUCAGCUGUCAUUGGAGGUGUUAUAGCAGUUGUGAUCUUCAUCAUCUUUUGCAUUGUGGCCAUUAUGAGCAGAGUUUUUUACCAGCACAAGCAGACACAUCGGAGCAGCCAGACGAAAGAAAAGGAAUAUCCAGAGCACCCUGACAGUUCUUUUAAGACUGAUGUUGACUUGCGGAACACAGUGACCGAGUGCAAACGAGAAUACUUCAUCUAAUGGACCCUGGAGCUCCUUGCUACACUUUAGCAUUUUUUUUAUUAUGAUGAUGGUGAUUGUUUUAUUGCCCAUCCAUUUCCUGGGAAUUUCCCCACCUCUUUGGAAAGAACCCACUUUGCAUAGAAGAGAUCAGCAGCAAUACAAUGCCUCAUUCUCUUCACCAAAACUCACCACAGUUAAUGCCUAACAGUUAAAGCAACUGUGUGUCCUACCUAAGUUCCACAUAACAUGCAUGGUUGACUGUUCCUUUCUGGAUUUUGUCAAGCAUUGCUUUCUGGAUCCAUUUACUUCACCAUUCCAUGUCGGACCUGAGUGAUAUAUACUAGAGGUAACGUGUGCAAGCUAACUCUGUAGCAUCACAGCUAUUGCAACAAAGUAG